AUGGAAUCUGAGAGACUUCGAUGGUUAAGAAAAAAUCAAUCUAAACUUCGAGUUGGAAAGUAUAACUAUCUAAUAGAUGUCAGAACCAAUGGACAUACCGAUGGUGCAAACACAGGGAAAAGAGUUGUCCUUCCAUCUUCCUAUGCUGGUAGUCGCAGAUACAUGGAUCAACUUUACUUUGAUGGAAUGGCAAUAUGUAGUUAUGUUAGAUUUCCCGAUCUACUCAUAAUGUUUACGUGUAAUCCAAACUGGCCGGAAUUGAAACGUGUACUUGCUUCUAAUAAUUUGACACCAGCAGAUCGGCCGGACCUCAUAACGAGAAUAUUUAAGAUGAAAUUCGAUGAGUUACUGUCAGAUUUGACUAAAAAAAGUUGUAUGGGAAAAGUUCUUGCGUAUAUGUACACAAUUGAGUUUCAGAAAAGAGGCCUUCCCCACGCUCAUAUUUUGAUAUUUCUACAUCCAUCCAGCAAAUAUCCAACACCUGCUGAUAUUGACCGUAUCAUAUCUGCCGAAAUUCCGAACAAGGACACCGACGGAGACUUAUAUAACUUGGUAAAAAGUCACAUGAUUCACGGACCAUGCGGAAACGCAAACCGGUCUUCGCAAUGCAUGAAGGAUGGUAAAUGUUCCAAAUACUUUCCUAAAGACUUUCGGGCUGAUACAGUCGUCGAUCAAUAUGGUUAUCCGGUUUACAGAAGAAGGGACAACGGUCACACUGUCAUUAGGAAUGGUAUAGAGGUUGACAAUAGAUUUGUUGUUCCUUACAAUGCAAAAUUGUUGUUGAAGUUUAGAACUCAUAUUAAUAUGGAAUGGUGCAAUCAAAGCACAUCCAUAAAAUAUUUGUUUAAAUACAUCAACAAAGGCUAUGAUCGAAUAACUGCUGCAAUUGUCAUGAAUGAAAAUGGAUGUCCUAUCGAGCGUCAAGAUGUUGAUGAAAUCAAGCAGUAUAUUGAUUGUAGGUAUGUUUCUCCAAGUGAAGCAUCUUGGAGGAUUUAUGGUUUCCCCAUUCAUGGAAGGAAACUAGCUGUGGAAAGAUUACACUUCCAUUGCGAAUGUCAACAUUCAGUCUACUAUACUGACAUCAGCAAUGUUUCCAAUGUUCUUGAGAAACCAAGUGUAACUGAAUCGAUGUUUACGGCAUGGUUUGAAGCUAAUCAGAAAUACACCGAAGCUCAACAGUUAACUUAUAGCAAUUUUGUUUCAAAGUUUGUAUAUGUCAAAAAGAAGAGAGAGUGGAAACCCAGGCAGAAGGGUUACACAAUUGGCAGGUUAAUUUGGGUUCCUCCAACUACAGGAGAAUUGUACUUUCUCAGAAUGAUGCUUACACAUGUGAAGGGCCCUCGAAAUUAUUCAGAACUGAAAAUAGUUAACAACGUCAAGUACGAUACUUUCCGUGAUGCAUGUUUUGCAAUGGGUUUUAUUGGGGAUGAUCGUGAAUUUAUAGCUGCUAUUUCAGAGGCAUUUCAGUGGGGUUCUGGCCAUUAUUUAAGAUUGCUUUUUGUCCACAUGUUGUUGUCAAGUAGCAUUAACAGACCAAGGCAUGUAUGGAGCAAAACAAGGCAUCUUCUAUCCGAUGGAAUUCUUUACUUUCAGCAGACUAUUGCCAACAACAGAGGUUUGAGGUUAUCAGAACAAGAAAUAUACAAUCUGACAUUGAUUGAGAUAGAAAAGCUACUACAACGCAACCGUAAGAGCCUAAGCGACUUUCCUGGGAUGCCAAAACCACAAGGAUAUGUUCCCGAAGAAUUUGGCAACAAGCUUAUUUACGAAGAGCGGAACUACAAUCCCGAUGAACAACUUCAAGAAUUUAACAUGCUGUAUCAGAAUCUCACAGAUGAACAAAGGGAUGUAUUCAAGCAAAUCAUGAUGGCCGUGAAUAACCAGAAUGGAGGCGUGUUCUUUCUUUAUGGUUACGGCGGUACAGGCAAAACCUAUAUGUGGAGAACACUAGCUUCUUAUAUAAGAUCAAAGAAACAAAUAUGUCUGACAGUUGCUUCUUCUGGAAUUGCCUCACUAUUACUACCAGGUGGCCGGACGGCGCAUUCUAAAUUCAAAAUUCCAAUUCCCACGCUUGAAUCUUCCACAUGCGACAUAAACAAAUGGAGCGAUAGAGGUGAUCUACUAAAACUAUCAAAGUUGAUAAUCUGGGACGAGGCUCCAAUGUGUCACAAAUUUUGUUUUGAGGCAUUGGAUAAAACUCUGAAGGAUAUCAUGGGUGGGUCCAAAGCAUCAAAUAAAAUAUUUGGAGGUAAGGUAAUAGUCUUCGGCGGUGAUUUCAGGCAAAUUCAUCCAGUUAUUCCAAGAGGCAGCCGCUCAGAUAUAGUUCAUGCUACAAUAAAUUCAUCAUACAUAUGGGAUCACUGCAAGGUUUUGAAACUUACAAAGAACAUGCGACUACAGCAGUCGGCAACAUCCACCAGUUCUGCAGAGUUAAGACAUUUCUCAAAUUGGAUUUUAACUGUUGGAGAUGGGAAGAUAUCAGAACCAAAUGAUGGUUAUGCAGAGAUCGACGUUCCUAAAGAUCUGUUGAUCUCUGAUUUUGAUGAUCCCCUUGAGGCAAUAUUUGAAAACACCUAUCCAAAUUUUGAUGUUAAUUACAAUAAUGUGGAUUUUCUACAGUCAAGGGCAAUAUUAGCUGGAACCAUAGAGACUGUUGAUCAAAUCAAUCAGUAUAUUUUAGAAUUUGUUAUCGGUCAAGAGAAAGAGUAUUUAAGCUCGGAUUCAGUUGAUACCACAGACGGUGACGGCAAUGAAUCUUUUGAUGUUUUAACUCCAGAAUUUUUGAAUGCCUUGCAAGAUUCCGGUGUCCCCAAUCAUAAAAUCAAAUUGAAGAUCGGUACUCCAAUAAUGCUUCUCAGGAAUAUUGAUCAAGCAGAAGGUCUUUGCAAUGGAACACGUCUCAUUGUUACCAAAUUGGCCGAUCAUGUUAUAGAAGCAAAAAUUAUUUCUGAAAAGAACAUUGGUGGUGUCGUAUACAUUGCACGAAUGGACAUAACUCCGACUCAAUCCCCAUGGCCCUUCCGAAUGACCAGAAGACAGUUUCCUAUAAUGGUAUGCUACGCUAUGACAAUUAACAAAUCUCAAGGUCACUCUUUAGAUUUUGUCGGUAUAUAUUUGUCAAGAAGCGUGUUCAGUCACGGUCAAUUUUAUGUGGCAGUAUCAAGAGUAAAGAGCAAAAAGGGUCUAAAGAUUUUAAUUCACGACAAAGACAAACAACCAUUGUCGGUGACGGCGAAUUUCGUUUUCAAAGAAGUCUUUGAAAAUUUAUAG
Messenger RNA from Vicia villosa (hairy vetch), 3270 nucleotides. RefSeq lists its product as uncharacterized. NCBI's taxonomy places the organism in Eukaryota, Viridiplantae, Streptophyta, Magnoliopsida, Fabales, Fabaceae. Bases 1 to 3270 code for a protein of 1089 amino acids. The transcript has 5 exons. Gene Ontology annotation, molecular function: DNA helicase activity. Gene Ontology annotation, biological process: telomere maintenance; DNA repair. The record is from RefSeq and is a predicted model, not a curated record.